Messenger RNA from Magallana angulata, 2162 nucleotides. RefSeq lists its product as uncharacterized. The transcript has 10 exons. Bases 68 to 2158 code for a protein of 696 amino acids. The record is from RefSeq and is a predicted model, not a curated record. NCBI's taxonomy places the organism in Eukaryota, Metazoa, Mollusca, Bivalvia, Ostreida, Ostreidae.
GCAAAAUCAGCUACGUGGAUACUAAAAAUUGGACCUUAUUAUUUUUCAAACAAUUAUAGCGUUUAAAAUGCAGCGAUGGAAAGACAGGGCGCAGUCCCAAGUCGCACGAUCGACGUCGCCAAACGAAAGUCAAGUACAGACAAAUGUUCCUGUUUCGGAGGGAGUGUCGAUAAAUAACGAUGGACAAAAUAGAUGCUGCUCUUUAGAAGAGGGACAGUUUGUAAAAGAAAAAGUCAUAUCAAUGUACCGUAAGUUAGAAAUCAUUCUAAAGAGUGAUGAAUACUUGGAGGAUCUUCGUUUUGAGCUAGACCAUUCCAAUCCAAAUUAUCUCACAGUUCUCCAGAAAAGAAUUAAAGAUAUGGAGAAAUCUGACCAUGGAAUUGUUGUUGCAGGGGAAACAAGCGCGGGAAAAACAACACUAAUCAAUAAGCUACUGAAUAGGAGACUUUUUAAAGGCAGAAACUUGGAAACAACAUCAACUAUUAUUAAACUACGAAAUUCAGAAAGAAUCAAAAUCAUCACUGAAAGUGAUGCAGGAAAGAUUGAAGAAAAAGAUUUUACAGAUAAAUGUGACCUUGCAAGUAAAGAUGGAGUGAAGGUAUUGAGGGAUUUUUUAAAAGAUAUGACAGACAUGACUGCGUCUCAAAGGAGUGCCCAAAUUCGAAAUGUUGACAUUAGCCUCCCCAUUCCCUUUCUACAGGGCAACACAAUUCUUGUGGACACACCGGGGAUCGGAGGUUCAGGGGAAGUUACUCAAAAACUGUUGGACUACCUACCAAAUGCUGUUUCAUUUAUCUUCGUGAUCAACGUGGGGAGUGCUGGUGGAAUGCAAAAUGACAGGCUUCCAGAGAUACUCAGAUCAAUAACUCUCCUGCAAUUGGACGAUGAAAUGCCAUGUUUUGAUUCACAGGAUGUAAUGUUUGUAACAAAUAAGUGGGAUACAAUUGAAAGCAAUGCUGAGGGAAGUGACGAAAACAGCAGCGACGAGGAUGACGUAACAAAAACGUGGAAAACUCUCAAGGCGAACAUUAAAAAACAUUGGCCAUCUGUUAAAGAGGAAAAUAUUUACAGAUUGAGUCUAAAAGACAUUGAUAAACGAAAUAUUUAUUCUGCCGAGUACGACAAAUUUCUGACUGCUCUGAAAUCAAAUGCGAAGAAAUCGGAAAACAGUAGAGUCCUUCAGCAUUUAAGGUUUUUAAAAGAUUUACUGACCAAUAUAUCAAAAGGAUUGAAUGCAAGGCUUGAAUUAAGACAGAUGAGUGAGAGAGACCAACACCAUUUGGAAGAAGCUCACAACAAAAAGAUAAAAACGAUAACUGAUGAAUGUGUACAGAUCAAAGAUACGUUGCGUAAGAAAACCCAAAAGGCUAUAGAGGAUACAGCAGAAGCAUGUUAUGACUACAUGCUUACACCAGCGGGAAAAGACAAAGUUCUCAACCCGCCAGGUCACAAACCUAUCAUGAAAAUUGAUUGGCAACCAAAUGUCUUUACUGAAAAAGUCCAAGAAAGAGUCAAAAUGUACGUUUCAGAAUACUUACAAACUAAAGAUGUUUUGCAAAAGUUUAGAAAAAUAAAAGAUGAAACAGCUUCUUUUUACCAAAAAAAAUCAUCCGAUCUCUCCAAAAUGGAAACUGGUUGGACUGGUUGUACUGAAGAUAAGACAAGUAAGACGCCUACACUGUCUAAAGAAGAUUCAGAGCUCUCAACAGCAUCUUUUGUUGGGAUUGUUCUUGCAACAUCACCACUGUGGAUACCCUUACUUGCUACUGGAGUUGGUUUAACUAUCGCUGCAAGCCCAAUUAUUUUCCCAAUUGUAAAAUUUCUUGGUCGAGAUAAACGAAAAGAAAAGCUCAUAGACGAAGAAUAUAGAAGAUGUCUUUUGUCCAUCAAAGGAUUAAUCUGCAAGGAACUUGAAACAAAUCAAGGCAGCGUCAUUAAUAAGUUUGUAGAUAGAGUAACAGACGACUUGAUUCUAGGACGAAUACAAUCCCUGCAAAAGAUGAUCCAUCAACUAUCGAAGUCGCGUAGCGAAAUAAUAUCAAACGUGGAUACCCUUUCUUAUUUGGCAAAGAACAUUAAAAGUAUCGAGGGAUCUGCAACAGAAUUGCUAGAUUUUGUUGCUCAAGAGGUAAAAGCGACCGAGACAGGAAUGCACUAAAAAA